AUGUUUUUCCGACCAUUGAUAAUAAGCCAGCUUGGAGCGCAACAUAUUUAUGAAUCGGACUGAAAAGUCAUUGCUACAACGAAAAAACAUCGCCGAAGUAGUCGGUGACCAAACAGACUAAAUAGUCACUGAAAACAUGCCUACUCUCCUAAGUAUUUAGUGAGCAAGGAAUUGCUGUCAAUCGGGGUCGACGUCGAAGCGUUCAGGGACAUGCUGUGGACUCAGAAGACGACUACCUGCAAAAUAUGGAUCAACAGCCUGAUGGCUCUUUCCAAGAUUUUCAAGACGAUGAUCAUUAAGGCUGAGGUUCGCCGAAAUCCAUGAUUGCCCAUUGUGUCCUGCUUCUCCUCUUCUCUAUCUUUCAGUCUUCUCAGGCACUUAUCUCGUCCCGCUUACCAUGCUAUUAGUGUCUGUUCGUUGUUUCUUCCCUCUUCAAUUCUGUGGUAAAAACAAGAAGUUUAAAGCUGUGGUGGUCUCCUUGUUGAAUCUUAACCUGGCUUUUCUCCUACGUCAUGGUCACCGCCAUCUACUUUCUAAAAACAGACCCCUACGCACCCAAUCUUUUUUGAACCUAUCUAUCACUUACGCUUAAAAGAGCCCAGUAUCACUUAACAUUCAGAACUAAGUAAUCUAAAUUUUUACCUAUCCCAUACUUCACACGAGCACAAAACUCUAAGAAGAGACUGCAACAGUGGUCGUCAGUCUGGAAUCACUGUUCCAACAGCGAUGGCGCAGUGCCGUGGAGAAGUUUUUCGGACAACUAGGCGAGGUCGAAACACAGUUUACUUAUGGAAGAAGACUACCAGUUUUUUAUUGACUACUGUUGCUGUAGUUAUUUGAAGUAAGUAUGACAGGAGUGAUUACUACUGUUGUUGUAGUUUUGUAUUUGAAGUUAUAGAGUAAUCGUUCUCAAAUCGAUCCUACCUUUGAAGCGUGUCAAUGAUUGGAGACGCGAUGUAUUAUAUAUGUUCUAUUCUUGGCGCUACAGGAGGAUGUGGAUGAUGAUCGUUCCGAUGUGGAGUCUUCUUCUACGAAAGGUGUCUACGUACUUGUUUGUUGCCGGUCCGUCUAUCAUCUCAUGACCCCUCACAGGAAACAAAGUAGUACUAAGAGACUUUAGACGUCGAGAAUACAUAUAGAGUUCUAAGAACUCGAUGAAUCAAGCGAAAGUGAACAAGCGGCUCGAGAUCUAUCCCUGUUUUUAAGGCUGUUACUAUUUGCAUCUCUCGUCCAAACAAAGUCCACUGCGAAACUGACUAGCAGCCGUGGUUUCUUAACAUUCUGAAACCAACAUCAAGAGUGAUGCGUUGAUGAAUUUCGAUUUUUUGGCAUACUCAUUGUCACUAAGUUUGCUUCUGUAAGUGGCAGUAUGUAAGACGAAGCUCUAAUGUUCGCGAUGGCCAGCUGCUUUCUCCCGCAAUUGAUUUACACAUGGGGGUAUGUGGUCAUCCACAUGAUGCGUUCCGGAGACCGAGAUCUGUCUAGUCUUAUGUCAUGGCGCAGGUGCCUCUUAUCAUGUAGCUAUAAACGUCUACUUUUGAUGACAUGAUAGUCGUAUUCCAAUGGAAGCCUUGUCCUUAAUCAGUGAAAAACCAAUCUAAGUUCUUCCCCAUCGACUCGGAUGCAGAUUACCUGGUUACCUUGUCACGCUCCUACAGCUUGGCGCAACUUCCUCUUAAGAAACUACAUAUUUUUUGACUGAUUGAUGUACCUAUAGGGAUAGGAUGACAUACUUUUUGAUUCAUUGAUGUGCCUACACAUAGGGAUAGGAUGUGAUAGGUUGCCUUUGCCGGGUCUACACGCAUGAGGUAUACCCUACAUGUUUUUGAUCUGAUUCUUGAUCAUCCAUCCUACAUAUUUUUUGAUGGAGCUCGAUGUGAAGGAUCCAUAACGAGAACCUAGCCUAACCAUCCUCUCAAGGUUCUUAAGGUCUGGACAAGAUAAAUAAUCUUCUUGUCAUUGCAUGAGAUGAAGAACUAAAAGAUUAUAUAUUGAGAAACAUGCUCAUAUUGGUUAUUUUCUCUUGGGUAAGCCUAAGCCACGGCAAGGAGUUGGAAAGCGAGAGCGAUCAAUCUAUACGCCUCUACUUUGCUGAAAAAGUAGAGAUGUGCCUGCGGUAGAGGAGGGAUGUGAAAUAGAAGUGAGCAAGUGGCCAUGUGGGAGUCUCUAAUGAUCAAGAGACAACCGAAAUUCUUGAUGCAGCAGUGACAAUGGCACAGAGACUGCAGCUACUACUGUUAAGACUUGGUGGAUGAGUAGAGCAGUGAUCGGUCGAAAAUGUCCCACGCGAAUACGUAGAGCUGGCACCCCGCCAAGCAGUGUACUAACUCAAUAUCUUCAGAGCUAUCAGCAAAACUCGUUCAGAGCAAGCUUAGAGCAAGCAGUGUAAGAACUGAAUAUCUUCAGAGCAGCAAAAACUCGUUCAGAGCAAGCAGUGUAACUCAGCAUCGAAGCACGCUCACGCAUCAGAGAAGCUCCUGUAGUUAGCAUCUCCAAGUUGCGAAUCUUUUUUUGAGUUGUAGGCGUUCUAAUCCUACACUCCGGUUUGCAGAUUGAAGAGCUGAAACUUCUGGCGUGGCAAUUUGGUGAGGACCAACCUGCAGUGGCGACGGAUGACCAUAUGAAUGGUCUAUAGUACUUACUUGCAAAUAGUCCUGCAUAGCUUGAGCUAAGUCAAUGAACGAAAGACUAACAGUUGCAAUUAGUUGAACUUGAAGUUGUCAAUGGGAUUGGGAAACUACCAGUUGUAUGCAAUUGUAGUUGUCAAUGGGAUCAUUGGGAAACUACCAGUUGUAUGUGAUUGUAGUCAGUUUUUCUUUUUCUCUAUGACGUUUUUACUACUUCAAGAAUUAUGGGGUUGGUAUCUAUUUCCGUACUUCUCAUCUCCAUGCUUCUAGGGUUCAUCAUAAACUAACAGUACGCAGUGUUACUCGAUUCUCUUCUAAGAUUCAUCAGCAGGGACCUGGGGAACUGCUCCCAGCUGAGCGAAACUCGCCGAACAUCGUAACUACAAACAACAAAGGCGUUACAACAACUUCUGGUGGCACGAAGCUUGCUCCACCGGGAGGAGCGCCUAAUUAUUCGGCCUCCGGAGGUGGUGUUGGUGUGCAUUCCUCCAGCAAGAACAUGAUACAGCGAGACCUGAACAAUGCCAGCAAGAAUCAAGUCCGCGGACGGAGCGCCGAUGCGCAGGCUGCGGGUGCUACGCAACGCAGCGUGACGCCAUCUUCGUACAAUUUUCGCGGAAAGAAUUGGCUUCCAAGAGCAGGACGAAGCACCAAAAGGGCACAGAUUACGGCUACAAUUUCAACUUCGGCAUCUUCAUCUACUCAUUUCUACAUUGUGAAUGAAAGAAAAAGAAUAUAGAUUCGAGAUUCGUAGCCGCUCUGUGAAAGGCCGCGGAGAAUGCCACUGAUCCCUGGCUGACUCUAGGACGAAGAGUAAGUCUCAGAAGAGCACUGUAAGUAUGAGACUAAGUUGGGUCACUUCGUAGUACCUAAUUUCAGAAAAAACUUCACAGAAGAGUAUCCCUAGUAUCAGAAGAGUGUGUGGCUUUGUCUGGUCUAUACUGUCUUGUCUGCUAGCCCUUAGGACUAGGAGAGCCAUUCGAUCAGUACAGGUUUGGAAUGUCAAAUAUGUGGCGCAAAGUGUCUCUCUAAUCCGCGUGUCGAUCAUCCGGAAGUCACGGACGUCUUUGGAGGUGUCUCUUCUGCAGUGGUUGGCUCCUCUGCAGCGCUAGAUAUAGUUAAGACUCUCAGUUCGUCACCAUCUAGAGGACCAUGAAGCAGCUCGCCAAAGCUGUCCCGUAAGGGAAAAACAGGCUCGGGAUCAAGUAUGCAGCUCUUAGUGUAUGACUAUGAGUGCUGGUUUCGUUGUAGCCUUACUAAAAGGGAAUUUGUUCAAGAUCUUCAAUGGAUUGGGGUGACUUCUUCUAAUAUAGAAGGUUCUGCACCGGUACAGCGAGGCAAAUUUCGAGGCUUCAACAUUCCCAGAACCAAUUUCUUCAAGAAUAAGAAGAAGAUGCCCUCUGACGGCGGACAAGAAUUGGCAUGAUUCACCGUCGUUGAAGGCCGCGAAGCUCGUGAAGUCUCGGUAGUGGAGCACAUGACACUGAUGACGAUGGGACUUGGCUCUUGGGGUAGAGACGGGUGCUGCUGAGGUCUGGGACUGGGUCGUGGAGCACGUACUUGAAGCUGCACGCAAGGUGGUUUUGAUUUGCGUCGUGGACGUGGAAGAACAAUGACAUGAUAGAUAUUGGCAAGAAGAAAUGACAUGAUAGAUACUGGCAAGACUUGCUGUUUUUAGAACAGGAGUAACGCAAGAUGAUAGAAGUAAGUAUUCAGGAAUCGCGAAACGCACCCAGACGGGAGAAGUGACAUGAUAGAUACUGGCAAUCGCUAUAGAUACUUCAAACAGGGGAAAGGCAAGGUUGUCCAGGAAGGAUCAGAGCUGCAAGAAGUGACAUGACAGUACUUGCAAGAAGUGACAUGGCAGUACUUUUCACUUGCAGGCGAGAAAACUGGUCGACAAAGGGUCAAGCAUCAACAAGGUAUGUCAAGACCAUGAUCAAGACCAUGACCGUCGUACUCAAUGGAUACAACUGUGAUGAGGCUCGGCACUGAUCUUCCAAGCAAGCAUGUUUUUAGACGUUUUCUUUGUGCAGAUACAGGAAUCUUGUAUGUGGAUGCGGAAGGGCGUG
Molecule: messenger RNA, 4699 nt
Organism: Amoebophrya sp. A25
Lineage: Eukaryota; Dinophyceae; Syndiniales; Amoebophryaceae
Source: the annotation of a GenBank genome assembly